Molecule: messenger RNA, 900 nt
Organism: Paramuricea clavata
Lineage: Eukaryota; Metazoa; Cnidaria; Anthozoa; Malacalcyonacea; Plexauridae
Source: the annotation of a GenBank genome assembly
AUGCAAUACCUCGUAAUUGUUGACCGUUACUCUAACUGGCCAAUCAUCGAGCGAGCACAAGAUGGGGCGAAAGGUCUAAUCAAUUGCUUGAGACGCCUGUUUGCCACCUUCGGAAUCCCUGAUGAGUGCGCUACAGAUGGUGGCCCAGAAUUCAAAGAUUGGGGAGUUAACCACCGUCUUUCCUCUGUGGCAUUUCCGCAUUCCAACUGCAGGGCUGAGAUUGGCGUUAAAACCGUUAAACGCAUCAUAACCAACACCACAGACACACGAGGAAGUCUUAACACCGACUCCUUGCAACGCGCAAUCCUACAAUAUCGCAACACACCAGACCCAAACACCAACCUAUUCCCCGCACAAUGUGUCUUCGGCAGGCCCAUCAAGGACUUCAUCUCCAUAUUACCAGGCCGAUACAUUCCCCACCCCACAUGGAGAGACACCCUAUCUGCCAGAGAGCAAGCUCUAAGAAACCGCCACAUGCAAGCGUCAGAACGCUGGUCCGAACACACCAAACGACUACCACCCCUGAAAGUUGGCGACCAUGUUCGCUUCCAAAAUCAAACUGGCCCCAACCCCACCAAAUGGGACAAAACCGGCGUUAUCGUGGAAGUACGCCAGUUUGACCAAUACGUCGUCGGAGUUGAUGGUUCUGGUAGAGUCACCAUGCGCAAACGCAAGUUCUUACGACAACAUGUCCCUGUUGGUAUCUUACAACCUCAUCACACGAUCAUGGAUGAUCUACGCCACGUCACUACACCUUCAGCUGACAUACCAACCCUCCCUGACCCACAACCAAUGCUGCCUGAACAACCUCAACCUAACCACAAUGGGGAAAAACCGAGAAACCCACCCAAUCCCAUUCCACCACCAAGCAUCCCAACCGAUGAAACCCACUACCGAUAA